AAGUAGUUAUCUAUCUUCAUCAACAUCAUUUCUCAAAUAUACCCCUUCUUCUAACCUGGAAAACACACUCAAUGAAAGGGUUAUUUCAGUCGUAACAAAAUAGUUCACCAUCAAUAUAAGCAAUAAAACCUUUGUGCUUUUCUUCACACUACCACCUACAGGCCUGAUACAAUGGUUACCGCAAAAAAGCAAAUGGACCAUUUUACCCCUCAAACCAUUUUUCUUUCACUCCUACUCUUUCUCGUCCCCCUCUGCUUCAUCCUUCACCAACGAAAAUGGCAUGCAAACUACAGGUCGAAGCUAAACUCACAGUCACGGUCAGUAGCCCCACCCUCACCGACAGGACUUCCCAUAAUUGGUCACCUUCACCUCCUCACUGACAUGCCACAUCACACCUUCUCUGAACUAGCUCAAAAACUCGGUCCCAUAAUCUACCUCCGACUCGGCCAAGUUCCCACCAUCGUCGUCUCCUCCGCUCAACUAGCUCGACUCAUUCUCAAGACCCACGACCACGUCUUCGCCAAUCGCCCUCAACUCAUCUCCGCUCAAUACCUCUCCUUCAACUCCUCUGACGUCACGUUUUCGCCUUACGGCCCUUACUGGCGUCAAGCUAGAAAAAUCUGCGUCACCGAGCUGCUCAGCUCGAAGCGUGUCAGUUCUUUCAAAUUCGUCCGAGACGAAGAGGUGAACCGGUUGCUCACGGCGUUGUCAACUCGAUCGGGUUCAGAGGUCAACGUAAGCGAGCUUUUCUUCUCCUUGGCGAAUGAUAUCCUAUGUCGAGUGGCAUUUGGAAGGAGGUUCACGGAAGGGGUAGGGUCAGAAGGGCAAAAGAGACAUUUGGCAGGGGUGCUGACCGAGACGCAGGAGCUGUUCGCUGGGCUGUGCAUAGGCGAUUUUUUUCCCGAGUGGGAGUGGGUUCACUCAGUGAGUGGGUACAAGAAGAGGUUGAUGAAGAAUUUGGAAGAGUUACGGAGUGUUUGCGAUGAGAUAAUAGAGGAGCAUUUGCGCUGGAGAGGGCAGGAAGGGAAUAAAGAGGAUUUCGUAGAUGUUUUGUUAAGGGUGCAAAAACGGGAUGACUUGGAAGUGCCCAUUACGGAUGACAAUCUCAAGGCUCUUGUUCUGGACAUGUUCGUUGCUGGAACUGAUACAACAGCUGCAACCCUAGAAUGGACAAUGACAGAGUUGGCUAGACACCCGGAAUUGAUGAAGAAAGCACAAGAAGAGGUUCGAAGCAUUGCAGGUAGAACCGGAAAAGUUGAUGAGAGUCAUCUACCGCACCUUCACUGCAUGAAAGCUGCGAUCAAGGAGACAAUGAGAUUGCAUCCAUCGGUUCCUUUACUGGUUCCACGAGAAUCCAUGGAUGAAUGCAUUCUGGAUGGCUACAAAAUACCUGCCAAAACUCGAGUCCUGAUCAAUACCUAUGCUAUAGGAAGGGACCCAAAUUCAUGGGAGAGUCCUCUGGAAUAUAAUCCUAAGAGGUUUGAGGAUACAGACGUUGAUGUCAAGGAUCAAGACUUUAGAUUUCUACCAUUUGGCGGUGGGAGACGAGGUUGCCCUGGUUACACAUUUGGUCUGGCAACAGUUGAGAUUGCACUUGCUCGGCUCUUGUUUCACUUUGAUUGGGCGUUGCCUCAAGGAGUUGGCACUGAUGAUGUGGACCUUAAUGAGAUUUUUGGUCUAGCUACAAGAAAAAGAACCCCUCUAGUACUAGUCCCAACGGUGAACAAAGGACUAUAAAUUUAAUUGGGAUGAUGAAUUGAUGGUCAAAAGUGAGCUCCUGGGGUCACAAGAAUAAAGUAGUUCUCUUUCACUUGCUGUCGUCCAUCUGAUAAUGUUUAAUAUUUAUAACAAAGUAAAUUCUCCCCUAUGUAAUGUUUCCAGUGCUCACUGGAUAUUUCAUUCCAUAACGUGGUAAUACACUUCAAGUA
Molecule: messenger RNA, 1928 nt
Organism: Theobroma cacao (cacao)
Lineage: Eukaryota; Viridiplantae; Streptophyta; Magnoliopsida; Malvales; Malvaceae
Product: tryptamine 5-hydroxylase-like
Molecular function (GO): iron ion binding; monooxygenase activity; oxidoreductase activity, acting on paired donors, with incorporation or reduction of molecular oxygen
Source: RefSeq, a predicted model, not a curated record